This is a messenger RNA of Bipolaris sorokiniana ND90Pr, 1935 nucleotides long. RefSeq lists its product as uncharacterized. Bases 1 to 1935 code for a protein of 644 amino acids. Lineage: Eukaryota; Fungi; Ascomycota; Dothideomycetes; Pleosporales; Pleosporaceae. The record is from RefSeq and is a predicted model, not a curated record. The transcript is spliced from 3 exons.
AUGAGUCCAAGUCGAAACAAAACAGUUACUUUGUGUCUCCUCGCCGCAUUUGGAUUUUCCAAUAGUGCAUGUGCUGCGCCCAACCCGAAGUUACUUGGGAGCGACCUAACCAUACUAACACAUAAUGACUUAUACGGAACUUCGAGUACUCGGAAAACCGCAACAAUUGUUCUUAGUGCUCGGCAGUCCAAUGACAAGGCACAAACUACAUGUAAACAACUCCAUGAAACUCUAUGGGAGCCUGAAAUCAGGACCGAUUUCGGAUUUUUGAAGUACCUCGAACAUGCCAAUGCUGCAGAAGAAUCGGAUCUCUAUUGGAUCGGAGGGCGAGGCCAGUCAGGAUGUCGAGCCAUUACUACGAACGGAACUAUCCAUGAUCAUGACUGCAAAGCUAUCCUUCCAGUAUUGUGUUCACAAUCUGCUGCCUUAAGUUUCCCUAGGAAUGAUGACAUCAGUAAAAACUGGCAGGUCGCUGUCAAUGCCGGCAAAGCCUCUAUUCUUGGAUCUCGCGACAAGCUUUCAUUUCGCUUUCGGGGCAUCAAGUAUGCAGCACAGCCACGGCGUUUUACUUACUCGAAAUAUGAAGAACCUAAAGGCAACAUAUCUGCGCUAGAAUAUGGAUCUGGAUGCAUCAACACUUAUUGUGGUUCAACAUUAGAUUGCAGCGAAGAUUGCCUCUUUCUGAACGUGUGGACACCCACGUUACCAGCGAAAAGAUCUACAAAAAAGAAAGCAGUGAUGUUAUGGAUUCACGGCGGCGGUUUUACUAGCGGAUUCGGGAGUGAUACUACCUUUGAUGGAGGCAACAUGGCGUCUCGUGGCGAUGUUGUCGUGGUAACUACAAACUACCGUUUAUCCACGCUAGGCUUCCUUGCUAUGGAAGAUACUCCUUUGAAAGGCAACUACUGGUUAUCAGACCUAGUCGCUGCUCUGGACUGGGUACGAGCCAAUAUCGAAAAUUUCGGGGGUGACAAGGACCAAAUUACUGUAUUUGGCCAAAGCGCAGGUGCUGCAGCAGUACGGGCACUGAUUGCAUCGCCUCUCGCAAAGGGCAAGUUUGCAAGGGCAAUUUUGCAGUCCUGUCCUGGGGGAGACUUCGCAGAGUACCAAAGCAUCAAGGCAGUUACCAACGUAACUAAUGCAAUUCUAAAUGAAACAGGGUGCACUCGCAAGGACAAGGAUUCUGAAAUCAGAUGCCUUCGGGAACAAGAUCCACAUGUAUUGAUCGGCAUCCGAAACGGGACAUCAACCGGAACUCCUGCUAGCUUUUCUAAAAGCCGAAAUGCUUCCGAAGCGCUCCUUCAACAAGGCUACAAUGCCUCGGCUAUCAUAGGAUCCGGCCUAUUUCCAAUCCCUGAAAACUCGUCGAACAACACACUGGAGAUAUUCAAUCUCACUUCACGGGUCGCCACCGACGCUCAAUUCCGUUGUCCAACCCAAUCAACUGCCUUUUCUGCGAGCAAAAGCAAAGCAUUCAAGGUUUACGCCUAUGAAAUGGAACGAUCAUAUCAGCUUACACGAUAUAGCCCAAACUCAGGAGUAUGUGAUGCCCCCAAGACGGAAUCGUUUCCUUAUGGAGAUACAUCACUACCAUACUACCGAUGCCAUAGCGGUGAGCUAUACCUUAUUUUCGGAAAUUACCAACGCGAAGGUCGUCAGAUAAGAGAUGUAGAUGAUGUACCUUUCACUCAGUACAUCAUGGAUACCUGGCUUGCAUUCGGCAGAACUGGCAAUCCAAAUCCCGCAGUAGAUUUUCUUGAAGCAAGGGGUUUUUCUAAUACUUCUCUUACGAUAGGAGGAAUUAGGCCUUGGCAAGUGGUACAGUCAGGUAAUCUGAAGUUGAGGAUUCUUGAUUUGGAGCCUAGUGACAAAGGUUUCAAGGAUUUAAGGCAGUGCGAAGUACUUGGCCAACCGCUAAGCUAUUAUUCAAGUUGA